Messenger RNA from Mucor velutinosus, 897 nucleotides. RefSeq lists its product as uncharacterized. The transcript has 6 exons. The record is from RefSeq and is a predicted model, not a curated record. Gene Ontology annotation, cellular component: ESCRT I complex. Lineage: Eukaryota; Fungi; Mucoromycota; Mucoromycetes; Mucorales; Mucoraceae. The coding region runs from base 1 to 897 and encodes 298 amino acids. Gene Ontology annotation, biological process: protein targeting to membrane; protein targeting to vacuole; ubiquitin-dependent protein catabolic process via the multivesicular body sorting pathway.
AUGUCACAAGAAUUAAAACGCCAACAAAUAAACGCUUUACUACAGCAAAAUCCCUCUACAGUCACCGUUGUGGAUGGACAAAUAUACGAGAUACCACUGCAAGCACAAGAGAACACCUUUCUGCUCGUCAAUCUGCCUGCCCAUUUUCCCGAAGAACCACCUGUUAUUACAUUAUCACCUACAGGCAUGCGACAUCCUUGGAUAGAGGGCGAUGUGAUCAUGCACGAUGCAUUACCAAGCUGGACCCAGCAAUCGAAUUUAGGUGUGCUAGUCAAAGAUAUCCGUGAAGAGUUCACAAAACGACCUCCUGCCAAGAAAAAUGAGCAAAAAGAAGAUGGCUACAGCGCUCGUCCACCACCACCUAUUCCUUCUGCCUCAACUUCAUCUAGUUUACCCAUGAAUCCAGAAUACAGUGCCAUUUCAAAGCUGAGUCCUGAGCAGAUGGAAGAGUUACUCUCGAAUGAAACUGCAUUUGAUAUCUUUUUCCAUUCUUUGGAGAGGGUCAAAAACCUGCGCACAUUUCAAGAAGAGUUGUUGAGUGGCAAUGAACAACUGGCCCAUAAAAACUUGAGCAAAGAGGAUCAAUUACUGAAAUUACGAAGCGAAGUGGAGAAUUUGCAUGGGCAAUUCAAGGUGGACAAGCUGGGAUUUGAGCAAAAGGAGAAGUUACAAAACGAGGCAUACAAUAGAUUCUCUUCAUCCACCGUCUUGACUCGACUUAAAGCCAGCAUCUAUGAAUCCGACGAGCUAUCAGAAUCCGUCGCUCAGAGCUUUUUGGACGGUAAUCUGGAUAACGAUGGUUUUGUAAAGCAGUUUAGAGAAUUCCGCAAAGUGUAUCAUUUGAGAGCUAGCAAAUUGGAAAGAGCCCAGAAAGACAACCUUUUUGUUCCUUAUUAG